AUGCCCAGACCAGCUGCCACUGCCAACUCGCAACGCUCGCGCAACCAAGAGGUGUCGACCGAAAACGAGGCCAUCAUCGUCAGAGGGGGUUACACCCACCCAGUCGCUGGGCGCGUCGACCUCGCCUCUGCAGUCAAGGCGGCCUGCGACGGCGUAGUGAGCUACGACCCCACGGCCACCGCGAGGCUCCUCCGCGAUGCUGCGCAAGCCGCGCGCCCAUUCAAGACGCUCAUCGAGGUGACCCCCGAGACGUCGACCGAGGCACACGAGCGCCUCGCGCUCCAAGAAAACGCUCCUUCCAUCGCCGUCCUCAACUUUGCCUCGGCGCGUAACCCAGGCGGCGGGUAUCUCGGCGGUGCGCGCGCUCAAGAAGAAGACAUCUGUCGCCACUCGGCGCUGUACACGACGCUCACGACGCCAGCCGCGGCAGACUACUACGCGUGCCACAACAAGAGCAGCGACAGGCGCUACUCGCACCGCGUCAUCUGGAGCCCAGACGUGCCAGUGUAUCGCGACUGCACCGGCGCGCUCCUGGCAGCUCCGUACGCCGUGAGCUUCCUCACAUCGCCCGCGCCCAACGCUGGGGCGGUCCGGCGGGACCCGGCCAUGUUCGCGACGGUGCCCGGCCUGCUGAGGGAGCGCGCGGCGCGCGUACUCGCCGUCGCUGCUGCACAUGGCGUGCGCACCCUCGUCCUUGGCGCGUGGGGCUGUGGCGUGUUUCAGAACCGGCCGGAGGACACGGCGAGGGCGUUCGCCGACCUCGUCAAUAUCGGCGGCGACUUUUACGGCGUGUUUGAGCGCAUCGUGUUCGCCGUGUACGACAAUAGCAAGAGCCAGGAGACGCUCACUGCGUUCAGAGUAGAGUUUGGAGUCGGAUCCAAGAACUACUCGUCACGUGCCGAGGACCAAGCGACAAUCGACGCCACCGUUACCGGCUCGCGUCUCGACGACGAGACGGCGGGCCUUACUGGUCAAGCGGGAACACUGCACCGUGCGCGCAAGUGCUACGUCUGCAAAGCCCGCUACAAGUCGGUGCACUUCUUCUACUACGCCCUGUGCCCGGAGUGCGCAGAGCUCAACUACGCCAAGCGCAACCCUGUCACCGACCUGCGUGGUCGCCGCGCGCUGGUGACCGGCGGCCGCGCCAAGAUCGGCAUGUACGUCGUGCUCUGGCUUCUGCGCAACGGCGCCCAUGUGACGCUCACCACGCGCUUCCCGGCCGACGCGGUGCGCCGCUUCGCGACCUUUGACGACGCGACCGGGUGGACCGACCGCCUCGAGAUUGUGGGGAUCGACCUGCGCGACCCGCGCCAGGUACUGCGUCUCGCUGAGCGUGUCGCCGCUGCUGGACUCGACAUUCUGAUCAACAAUGCCGCGCAGACGAUCCGGCGGUCCGCGGAGGCGUACGCCCCGCUGCUGCGCGCUGAGGCGGAGGGACUCCCGGCUGGCGAGAACCAACCGAAGGUACACAUCCUUGAGCGAUUCAGUGCGCCGGUGCCGUGCGGAACUCGUGCGCUGCCUCUGCCCCAGGCAGCCGAGCACCUCACCGUGGCCGACGUCGCAGUGCGAGCCGAGUCCACUGCUUCCUCAGCCCUCGCUACCAUCGCCGACCGCAACAUCUCUCAGGCGCUCACGCCCAACUCGAAUCCCUCCAACACCGCUCGGAUCGAUGCUGGCGGCCUCCUCCCCGACCUCGGGCACACGAACACGUGGUCCAACACCGUCGGGUCCAUCCCAGCGCUCGAGAUCCUCGAGGUGUCGCUGUGCAACGCGACUGCGCCGAUGCUUCUGAUCAACGCGCUCCGCCCGGCACUCGCGGCAAGCCCCCACGCCCGGACGUACAUUGUCAAUGUGUCGGCUGCCGAGGGGCAGUUUGCUCACUACAAGACGCCGGGCCACGCGCACACCAACAUGCAGAAGGCGGGCCUGAACAUGAUCACCCGGACCGCCGCAGACGAGAUGUUCGCAACCGACGGGAUCCUCAUGACGUCGGUCGACACGGGGUGGGUCACCGACGAGCGGCCGUGGGAUGCCAAGCUGGAGGCGUGGGGGCAGGGAUUCCGUUGCCCUCUGGAUCUGGUGGACGGGGCUGCCCGGAUCUAUGACCCCAUCGUUAGGGGCGAGGAGGGGGAGGACGUGUACGGUGUCUUGCUGAAGGACUACCGCGUGGUCGAGUGGUAA
This is a messenger RNA of Vanrija pseudolonga, 2181 nucleotides long. RefSeq lists its product with no specific name. The record is from RefSeq and is a predicted model, not a curated record. Lineage: Eukaryota; Fungi; Basidiomycota; Tremellomycetes; Trichosporonales; Trichosporonaceae. The coding region runs from base 1 to 2181 and encodes 726 amino acids. The transcript is spliced from 2 exons.